Alternaria ethzedia is the source of this 858-nucleotide messenger RNA. RefSeq lists its product as uncharacterized. The transcript has a single exon. NCBI's taxonomy places the organism in Eukaryota, Fungi, Ascomycota, Dothideomycetes, Pleosporales, Pleosporaceae. The coding region runs from base 1 to 858 and encodes 285 amino acids. The record is from RefSeq and is a predicted model, not a curated record.
AUGCGUUACUCUCUCGCUGCCAUUGCUGCUAUCGCCGCCUCCGUUCAGGCCCACGGUGUCGUUUCUGAGAUCCAGGGUGCCAAUGGUGUAACCAUGCCUGGUCUUUCCGUCCAGGACGGUACUCCUCGCAACUGCGCUUCUCCUCUCUGCGGUUCCGAGGCUGAUACUUCCAUCAUCCGCACCCGCGAGAUGGGUGGCAAGGCCUCUGCUCUUGGACGCACCCAGGGUGGCGGUGCUGUUGACGCUGGUGCCGCUAUCUCCAUGUUCAUGGGAGGUGCUGCUGGAGGUGCUGGUGCUGGUGCCGCAGCUGGUGCCAAGCGUGGCUUCCUCGAUGCUCUUACCGGUGGUGGCGCUGGCGGCGCCGGUGCUGCCUCUGCCGGCACCAAGUCCACAGGAACUGAGGGUGGUGUUGCCAAAGCCGCAGGUACCGGAGCCACAUCUGGUCUGCCUACCACCGCCGACGACGGCACCAUCACCAUGACCUUCCACCAAGUCAACCAGGACGGUGCCGGUCCCCUGACCGCCCAGAUCGACGCCACCUCCGCUGGCACCGACCCCGCCGCCUUCCAGGACGCAACCGUCAUGCAGAACGUCCCCGGUAUCGGUAUUGGAGGUCUCUCCGCCGCCGCCGUCAAGGACUUCCCCGUCAAGGUCCAGAUGCCCGCUGGCAUGACCUGCUCCGGUACCGCCGGCGGCGCCACCAACGUCUGCAUCGUCCGCAUGCAGAACGCUGCCCUCGCUGGUCCCUUCGGUGGCUCCGCUGCCUUCACCCAGAGCACUGCUGCUAAGAAGCGCGCGGUCGAGUACAACCUCCGCAAGCGCCACAUGGCCCGCGGUAUCCUCGGAAAGCCCGAGUAA